AAUGAAGAAAGGGCAUUUAUUUUAAUUGAAAUGGACUCCUGUUGUCAAUAUAUACAAAAAGAACAGCUGCCAAGCCUGUUAAUACGAGAAACAACAAGGCAGGAAAUAGCAGCUAAGCUAAACGUCAACAGCAAAGCAAACGUCAGUUAUGCCAGACGGCUAACUUGCUAACGUCAGCUAGCAACCAAUUUAGCCCACCCGCUAACGGUAUGUUAACGGCCGUUUUUUCCUCAAACGAGGAAGAGUAACAUCGCGUUCAAUCUGACAUUUUGAGGCGUUACACGGUCGUUAAGCGCCGCGGACGGUGUCGACGUUUCUCCUCGCUCGCCAGAUGCUCACAUCCAGCGGUUAGCGAGACCUCGAGCCAAGCUGCGUUUAGGCCCGAACGGAGCGGUGGUGGGACGCAUACCGACCCGUCCGCCGUGAGUUCGCCCGAGAGGGGAAAUCUCUGCAGCAGCCAGCUGGGAGCAGGUAGCGGACACCCAGCGAGAGAGCAGCCGGGCGGAGGCAGCGGAUAUCAAAAGGCCGAGAGGCCACAUAAACCCCCCGCCGCACAGACGAGCCACAACACGAGGUGUGACUCCGCCAUCCUCGCUCCUUCCUCCUCUCUUCCUACACUGCUGCUCCGCUCCCCUCCCUCUCCGGCAACCGAACUGCGUCAUUCGCACGCCGAACCAAUCGAGCACCCAGAAGACACAAUGCCAGAGGUGAAGUCGAUAUUCAGAGAAGUUCUCCCUAAACAAGGACAGCUUUCCAUGGAAGAUGUCCCCACCAUGGUUUUAUGCAAGCCAAAGUUGCUCCCACUCAAAUCAGUCACCCUUGAAAAGCUGGAGAAAAUGCAGAUGGAGGCUCAAGAGGCCGUCAGACAGCAGGAACUGAAAGCGAAGGAGCAAAUGCAGUAG
This is a messenger RNA of Menidia menidia (Atlantic silverside), 902 nucleotides long. Lineage: Eukaryota; Metazoa; Chordata; Actinopteri; Atheriniformes; Atherinopsidae. The record is from the annotation of a GenBank genome assembly.